Brugia malayi is the source of this 510-nucleotide messenger RNA. RefSeq lists its product as hypothetical. The coding region runs from base 1 to 510 and encodes 169 amino acids. The transcript is spliced from 4 exons. NCBI's taxonomy places the organism in Eukaryota, Metazoa, Nematoda, Chromadorea, Rhabditida, Onchocercidae. The record is from RefSeq and is a predicted model, not a curated record.
AUGAAUCGUUCCAUUUUAGCAUUUUCAAUUCUUUUGUCCACAACCACAACAGUCAUCGCUUUAUGUCUGGCACAUUUACCAGUUCCAAAUGCUUUGAUAACGUAUAAUUUUUUAUCACCAAUACCUGAUCUUUUCCAUAGUACUGGUUCAGUGGCUGCUUUGUCAUGUAAUCUGGGCUUUGUUGUAAAUGGUUCAUCAACUACAAAAUGCACUUCGAAAGGCAUUUGGGAACCAAAAUUGGGAUCAUGCAUUGUAAUCUCUGAUAUAUUAUCCAAUGCUUCGACAUCAAAUCUCGAUUUAACUUGCGAUCCAAUGAAUCACACAACGGGCAUUAUAACAUAUGUUCCGCAUUCAAAAUCACAAAAAUUCCAAAAAGGUUCUGUGGCACUGUUAACAUGUCCAUUUGGGCAAAAAGUAAGCGGUGGUGCUUCACAUUCGACCUGUCAAGAUGGUAGAUGGUCAACUAAAUUGGGUAGCUGUGAAGAAGUCAAGUUGAAGAUAUUUUUUUAA